UUGGAUCCUGAUCUAUUUCAUCAUUUGGAUUUUUCUGCCUAAAGAAAAUAAACAACCUAACUAAAACACAGAAACCAUUUUUAAUAUUUUGAUAUUCAUCCUUCCAGAAGCUCUUCAUAUAAACUCAGGGCUAAAUGCUGAAGGUGGCAACGAUGACAAUGUGGACGUUCCUGCUUGUGCUGUUUGGAGCGUCUGUCUCAACUGCAAUGAUUUCCAGAUCCCAGACUGAUACUCCACUCCCAUUGGACAUGGCUCCGGACUCUGUCGAUGACAUGUACGAAGGCUGCGAAAAGGAGAUGGCGGACAAAGUAAAGACAGAGUUUUUGGCCAGCGAGAAAAACAUGAACAACAAUUUUAAACUAGUUUGGGACGAAGCGGAGAAACACUACAAUAAGAAAUGGAAGCCCAAGCUUAGGAAGAAAAGACCCCAAACCCUGGAGAAAGAAGAAAACAUGGCCAUCUAUGCUUACACUCUGGACAAACCAGAAAUAUUCACUGAAUUCAACAGCGCGGUGCGAACGCAGAGGGCUCAGUACAAGAAAACGUUUCAGUAUCACUCACUGCACUUCUUCCUGACGGGCGCUGUCAGAGCUCUCAACGCUCGUGAAAGAUGUCUUACCGGUUACCGCAGGGUCAACAGUAAAUUCAAGCUGGAGGGCGUUCUCAACAAAGAAAUUCGCUUUGGCUCUUUCACCUCGAGCUCGAUGGGAACGUAUCCCCGCAAAGAAAAAUUUGGCGAUGAGACCUGUUUCAAGAUUCACACCUGCUUCGGAGCAGACGUCUCACUGUACUCCAAGUUUGGAGAAUCCGAGGGAGAAGUCCUGGUUCCUCCAUAUGAAAUCUUUAAAGUUACAGCCAUAAAGCACAGAUCAGUCAACAACAACCUCCCAUGUAAAGUUGAGUUGGAACUGAAGAGCACAGAAAAGACUCUGUCCAACCUAAACUGCAUGAUCAUUAAAAAUGAUUUCCAAUUUUAGUGAUGCAGAAGAGCAGAUUAGAUUUACACACCCGCCACUUGUCAGGAUGGCAAAGCAUUUAAAUAUAAACUCUGCUAUUAUUUCUGAUUCUUAUCCGUCUUAUUACUACUUUAUUAUCAAAAAAGCAUUUUUAAAUUCGAAUAAAAGCUAAUACAUGCAUAGUUUCACCAUCAUAAACAUCAAGACCAUUUUAUGAAAUCAGGUCAAACAUGGCUUUAGAUGUAUUUUUGCUUUUAACUGAUGUUUAAAAAUGUUUAAAAAAAAAACACGCUA
Molecule: messenger RNA, 1250 nt
Organism: Poeciliopsis prolifica (blackstripe livebearer)
Lineage: Eukaryota; Metazoa; Chordata; Actinopteri; Cyprinodontiformes; Poeciliidae
Product: NAD(P)(+)--arginine ADP-ribosyltransferase 1-like
Exons: 3
Coding region: 135-977 (280 amino acids)
Molecular function (GO): NAD+-protein-arginine ADP-ribosyltransferase activity; NAD+ poly-ADP-ribosyltransferase activity
Source: RefSeq, a predicted model, not a curated record